UUCAAGUCGUGGCGGGGGCUGCAGGGUAUCGGUCCCUUCAUGAGGUUCAACUGCAUCAUUGGGCCCAACGGAUCAGGCAAAUCUAACAUAAUGGAUGCUGUUAGUUUUGUGCUGUGUGAAAAGAUAUCUAACUUGCGAGUUAAAAAUGUUCGAGAACUUAUUCAUGGAGCACAUGUUGGAAAACCGGUCUCUUCUACAGCAAGUGUAAAAAUAGUGUAUUGUGAAGAAAAUGGGGAAGAAAAAACAUUUUCAAGAGUUAUCCGUGGUAGUUGUUCAGAAUAUAUUUUUAAUGAUAAACCUGUCAGCCGAUCUGUUUACAUAUCCGAGCUUGAAAAAAUAGGCAUACUUGUCAAAGCCAGGAAUUGUCUUAUUUUUCAGGGAACAGUAGAGUCAAUUGCAAUGAAGAAACCAAAGGAAAGAACUCAACUUUUUGAACAAAUCAGUAAUUCAUGGGAACAUGCUGAAGAGUAUGAGAGAAAAAAGAAAAAAAUGCAGCAAGCGGAAGAAGAUGCACAAUUUAAUUAUAACAAGAAAAAAAAUGUUGCAGCAGAACGCAAACAAGCAAAGAUAGAGAAAGAGGAGGCAGAGCAUUACCAGAUGCUUCUCGAGGAACUGAACGAACAGAGGAUACAGCUGCAGCUUUUCCAGCUUUAUCACAAUGAAAAAAAGAUUGACUUUCUGAAAAAAAGUUUGGAUGAAAAGAACAGGGAGGCACGUCUCAAGAAAGAUUCCCUAUCUAGAGCUGAAGAUGAAUUCAGAGCCAAGAAAAAAGCGCUUGGCGUACUAAACAGAGACCAGCAACACAUAGAAAGAGAAAUGAAGACUCUAGAAGCAUCUCUGAUUCAGCAGAAGCCCCUCUAUAUAAAAGCAAAGGAAAACACUUCCUACCAAAUUAAGAAAGUAGACGUGUCUAAGAAAUCUUUAAGGGACAAGGAGAAGUACUGUGAUAAGGAAAAGCAAAACAUAAAAGAACUGGAGAUAGAAUUGUCUGAUAUUGAGAAGGCGUGGAGAGCAUUUGAGAAGAAAACUGAAGAGAAGAUGUUGCUGAGAGCAGCAGGUGUUGAGCUGGAAGAAAGUCAGUUGGAGCGCUACAAAGAGCUAAAGGAAAUAGCAAGAAAGAAAGUAGCUACACUGACCCAACAGUUAGAGAAACUUCGUUGGGAGCAAAAAGCAGAUCAAGAGAGGAUGACACUUCAUCAGAGGAAGAAAAAAGAAAUUGAGGAAAGCAUAAAACAGACUGUAGAACAGAUAGAAGAGCAUAAGAAACGAGCAGAGAAGUUGGAAGAGUAUACCAAAACAUGCACUGAAUUGUUAGCUGAGAAAAAACAGCAAGAGGAAAUGCUAACUAAGGAAAUUGAAAAUUCAACAAUACGAAUGGCUGAAGUGAAUGAAGAAUUGAACAAAAUAGUUGGUGAACUGCAGAAUGCCAAAAUUGAUUACCAUGAAGGAAGGCGUCAGCAAAUGAAAGCAGAGAUCCUGGAAAGCCUCAAAAGACUAUAUCCGGAUUCCGUGUUUGGAAGACUGCUUGACCUGUGCCAUCCUAUUCAUAAAAAAUAUCAGCUUGCUGUUACCAAAGUGUUCAGCAAAUACAUGACUGCUAUUGUUGUUGCCACCGAAAAAACAGCAAGGGAUUGCAUUCGGUUCCUAAAACAAGAAAGAGCUGAACCUGAAACUUUCCUUGCUUUGGAUUACCUUGAUGUUAAACCAAUCAAUGAAAAAUUGAGAGAGAUAAAAGGAGCAAAAAUGAUGGUAGAUGUUGUACAAACUCCAUUUCCUCCACUGAAGAAAGUGAUUCAGUUUGUGAGUGGGAAUGGCCUGGUCUGUGAAACAGUUAAAGAAGCAAGACAAAUAGCAUUUGAUGGACCAGUGAGGUUGAAAACGGUUGCCCUUGAUGGAACUUUAUUUUUGAAAUCUGGAGUGAUUUCUGGAGGAUCAAGUGAUUUAAGAUUUAAAGCUAGAUGUUGGGAUGAUAAAGAAAUGAAUAAAAUGAAAGAAAGAAGAGAUAGAUUGAUUAAUGAGUUAAAGGACUUAAUGAAGAUCAAACGUAAGGAGACUGAUUUGAAGCAGCUGCAAGCUCAAUGCCAGGGAACUCAAACGCGACUUAAAUAUUCACAGAGCGAAUUAGAACUUAUUAGAAAGAAACACCUUGCUAAUUUCUACAAGGAAAAAUCUAAACUGGAAAGUGAACUGAUAAAUAUCAACUCUCAGUAUGAUAUGCUGAAAGAAGGAGUAUUACAAAGAAAAGAAAAAAUAGAAGAAUUUCAGAAAAAAAUUAAUGAGGCUGAAGAUGCUGUUUUCCAGGAAUUCUGUGAAGAGAUUGGUAUAGAAAAUAUUCGUGUGUAUGAACAAGAACAUGUGAGGCAACAAGAGGAGAUUGAUAGGAAAAGACUGGAGUUUGAAAACCAGAAGACGAGACUAAGCAUUCAGCUUGAAUAUAGUCAUGGUCAUCUACAAAAAUUAACGAAUGCAGUCAGCAUGUUGAGGGAGACCAUCCAUAAAGAUGAAGCUGAGAUUGUCAGGCUGCAGAAGGAUGAGGAGAAGCUUCUAAAAAGGGUGAAUGAAAUUGUGGAGGAGCAGCAGCAUCUCAAGGAUAGAUUAAACGCUCAUAAAUCUGAGGUUAUAAAAACCCACAAUGAAGUUGAAGAGUUCAGAAAGGCCUUGUUAACUCUUAAUAGAGAGAGAGAGAGGCAGAGAGAGGGNNNNGCAAUAGAAACAUCUCUGGAAGAGAAAAGAUUAAGAAGACAUAAUUUGCUCCUUGAAUGCAAGGUGCAGGACUUGAAAAUAAAUCUUCUCUUUGGCUCACUGGAUGACAUCAGUGAAGUAGAGCUAAGAACUGAAAUAGAAGACACUCAGACUACAUCAAGUAUCUAUGAAAGAGAAGAGGCAAUUCAGAUAGACUACAGCAGCCUACCAGAAGACCUGAAGGAACUAGAGACCGAUAAAGAGAUUGAGAUUCAUCUAAACCAGCUUCAGCAGCUAAGAACUGAAAUAGAAGACACUCAGACUACAUCAAGUAUCUAUGAAAGAGAAGAGGCAAUUCAGAUAGACUACAGCAGCCUACCAGAAGACCUGAAGCCAGCAGUAGAGAAAUUGCAGAUUGUUCGGGACAAGUUCCAAGAAUCGAUAGAUGCUUUUGAGACCAGCAGAAAGGAGGCCAGAAUAUGCAAGCAAGAAUUUGAACAGGUGAAAAAGAGGAGAUACGAGCUUUUUAGCCAGUGUUUUGAGCAUGCCUCCAUAGCUAUUGAUCAGAUCUACAAGAAACUUUGCAGAAACAGUAGUGCUCAGGCAUUCCUUAGUCCUGAAAAUCCUGAGGAGCCUUAUCUGGAAGGCAUUGGCUUUAACUGUGUGGCUCCUGGAAAACGCUUUAUGCCAAUGGAUAGUUUGUCAGGAGGUGAAAAAUCUGUGGCAGCUCUGGCUCUUGUAUUUGCUAUACACAGUUUUCGUCCAGCACCUUUUUUUAUUUUAGACGAGAUAGAUGCUGCCCUGGAUAACACAAACAUUGAUAAAGUAUCGAGUUUCAUUAGAGACCAGGCACAUGAACAGCUUCAAAUGAUAGUUAUUUCUUUAAAGGAAGAGUUUUAUUCCAAAGCAGACGCAUUGAUUGGAGUGUGUCCAGAGCAUGAUGACUAUAUGUUCAGUCGCGUACUGACUUUGGAUCUUACUCUGUAUCCAGACCUGGAUGACCAUGAAAGGAGAGAGAAAAACAAGCACAGUUCUGGAUUGGAAUAAAACAUGGAUGAUUUCAGGGCCAUGUGAAAAUAGCAAGUCUGAGUUUGAAUGUGGUAUUAAAGAUUGACAGAGAAAUGUUUAUCUUUCAAACAAAGCAGUUUUCUAAAAUUCUGAAAGAACCGACUCGUAUUCAUUGCUACAAUUUUGUUACAAAUGAGAGCCAAAGCUUUUUAGACGUGCAUAUAUUCUGAUAAGUGAAGCCUUCUGUUCAACUGUUUCUUUAUCUGAAGGCAAACAAACACAGGUUCACAUAAUACACGCUAUUACAAGGAAUUAGACUUCAUGCAUUUUUUUUUAGAAGGAAAAAAAUAAUUUGUUUAGCCAUAGUUGCAGCAUGUUGCCAACACAUUUCAAAAAUUCUCCUCUGUGGCAGCUGCAGAUACUUCAGAUAAGGUAUUUCCUAUUCUACAGGACAAGGUAUUGCAGUCUCGCUGCUGUCGCACGUGAUUUUGGGAUGCUUAAUACCACUGUAGUGCUCCACUGCAACCUCAGGAAAAUAUUAAUUAGUUUUACCAAAGCUCAUGACACUUCUUCCCCAUAGGAGUGAUAUAACCUGGAAGAACUUCACCUUUAAAGUAUUCUAUCCCACACAAAAGUGGGAAGAACAAAACACGUGCGAGUCAGAUGCUGUACAGGUAGCAACCUUGGAGUAAAGUAUCUUAUAUUGGUUUGCAGCUGAGACUGUUCUACCACAGCUGUCCCAGUAGAGUCAGUUUUUGUUGUGAUAACUGAUACCUGUGCUUCCUCUAAGAAGCAAAGAUAACAAAGCUGGUUAAGAAUGUUGUUUCAGAGAGCUAAUCUUGCCUGUGCUUCACUUUGGUAUACGUUAAUGAGUUUUAGGGGUGUUUUGCUUCUUUCAUGUUUGUUUAAACAAUUGCAUUAUAUUCACAUACUAGCUUCCUUUACAGCACCGGACUUAAGCUUAUCCCUUGUAAUGUGUUCAUCUUACUGUGCUUGUUGUACCCAACUGAAUGACACUGGACAUCUGGUGCUACUGCAUAAGCAAGUAAUUUCAUAUGUGAACAGUAGAUAAAAUAUUCCCGAAGGAACAAGUUAAUAACAUAAACAUCUCCACUUAACAAUAGAUGAAUGUUUAUUAAAUGCUAAUGUUGCUGCCACACUUCUUUAAAUAAAGUUACUUACUCUGAACAUGCAUCAUGACUUAGUAUCGGUCCCUUACCUCAGCAUCCACUGACAGAGGUGGAAACGUGUAUAUUAGUGUGACGGAUGAAUAAAGAACAGCCUCUAGCAUUUUCCACAGAGAUCUUGAUCCAUGCCAGCCUGUUUAUUAUGAGUAUAGUUCUAUUUUUGUUUUGUUUUUUAAGCCACUCACUCACUAAGAAUACCCAGCUGAAAUAGAAAAAUACGGUAAAGAAUAGUCUGUAAAGAAAAGUAAGAGGUACAUAUUAACUGGUAUACAAAAACAGCCCGCUUGGAUUUAAAUAUUUUAUUAAGAUAGUGUAGACACCCUGCCAACUUAAUUUCACAGCUUGAACAAAAUGUGACAAUGGUCAACAGGACUGUGUUCAGUAACUAUCUUACUCCCAUUUAAAAAUAGUUCUACUGUAGAUUUAUUUUAAUUCAUGCCUAACAAAUAUGUCACUUAUAAUCUCUAGUUGUACGGUUAAUUCUUUCACCUUAUUCAGGUAACAAUUUGAACAGAGCCUUAAACAAGUCACUUUUUCAUUUAACACGAAUCAAAGGGAACAGCUGAGUUUCAGAUUCUGUCCCUUUUGAUUAUAUUUUAAUCCCUGAGGUAGCUGCAAGGCAAUGCUGUUCAUAAGAUGGCUGAAAUGUACGUAGAAGAUAGCAAUUCCUUGACUGGAGGUUGAGGGGCCCAGAGGAGGAAUUUCUGUGUACUCCUUAGUGUAGGUUAUGAAUAAAAACAAAUUGAUUACUCAUCUGCUUUUCAGAGUGCAAAAACAUGGCACUUCGGUUAGGAAAGGCUCUUGUACAAGUUGCAGUUCAGCAGUGUUUACAAAACUGAAGAACCCCCCCAGUGCUAGAUAUAAGCUGAUCCUAAGGACCAAAGGGCAGGGAUGAGAUUUUCCUAAUGUAAAUCCAAUCCCAGGCAUACGAUAGAUAAAGUGCUACAUGACUUUAGGAAAGGGCUCAAACAAUUGCAAUAAUCAGGGUCAUAAAAAAGGACAAUAUAAUAGCAAAAUCCAUCAGAUGAACGGAGCUGCAGUUUACGUCAACUUACAUUUUUCUAAGUGGAUACAUCAGCGUCAAAAACAGCAACUUCACUUAACACUUACUAAAAUACCCAAUUUAGGCUGACUAGAAAAGCAAAUUUUACAGGCUAGAAUCUUGCAGGUAAUGCUGUACUCAAUGCUAACAGAUUUAAUCUUUAAAAGAAGUGAUGUAAGGCAUAAAUACAGUUUCUCAAAAGGAGGAUAGGAGUAUGCCUACAUACAGUCUCAUUUGCUUUUGCUUUUUAACUUCAUAAAACACAGCCAAACCCUCAAGACCUGAUGCUGAGCUCCUCAGCAGCUCUGUCAUACACUAAAGUCCAAGUAUGGACUGUCGAUCCUGAAAGACACCUGGAGUAUUCUGAGACAGAAGAGUCAGUGAACAUGCACUGUUUAGACUGCUUAGCUAGAGGCAAAGUAUCUUCAGAACUUUGCCUACUUCAGGACAGCAACAAAGGCUUCCCACCCUACAAAGAAAGACAUCUAACUAUCUCAGUUGUAAUCAGUCUGGAAAGAAGCCUUCACUUCAUCGUCAGGCAUUUCAUUUUGCGUGCAUACAUACUGGUGAACAAGCAGAAAUUGCUUCUGUGGCAUGGGAGUGAAGAGUUCACAUACCUGCUGGAAGUCUGGCAGAAAGGUCAUUUGACAGCUCUAGCACGUCCUCUCCAUGCAAAACCUCAUUUAAUCAGUGUGAUCUCAGAAGGCACACCAAACAGAUCAAGUCUACAGGGGAUGGAAUUAGAGAAGCCUGACUGGGGCAGCCUCCAGAACCUUCAGGUAUGAACAUGCCAGUAUCAGAACAGGAAGGGCCCUGGACAUGCUCUCCUGCAGACACUAUGGUGAGAGGCAGCUGAUAAGAAAACUUCAGAGGAUCUCAGGUGUUGGUGUUAGCCACUGGAGCAGUAAGUCAGUCUGUCAGGGUAGUGCUGACAUUAAUUCAGUGGUAGGUGAA
Messenger RNA from Struthio camelus australis, 6873 nucleotides. The record is from RefSeq and is a predicted model, not a curated record. NCBI's taxonomy places the organism in Eukaryota, Metazoa, Chordata, Aves, Struthioniformes, Struthionidae.